Molecule: messenger RNA, 4018 nt
Organism: Micropterus dolomieu (smallmouth bass)
Lineage: Eukaryota; Metazoa; Chordata; Actinopteri; Centrarchiformes; Centrarchidae
Product: far upstream element-binding protein 2-like
Exons: 18
Coding region: 129-2159 (676 amino acids)
Biological process (GO): regulation of DNA-templated transcription
Cellular component (GO): cytoplasm; nucleus
Molecular function (GO): mRNA binding
Source: RefSeq, a predicted model, not a curated record
CCUUCCCGGCCGCCGUCGGGUCUCCGUUGCUUUCCUUGCCCUGUCAGUUUCUCGACUUUCCGUCCCACUCCUGCGCAGCUCUGAUCCUGAAUUUCUGCUCACUUUCCCUCACCUGUCUUCUGGUCAACAUGUCGGAGUACAAUGCGGUGCCGCCAGCCGGAUCCGGGCCCCUUCUCGGCGGACAGGCAGCUCUCGGGAACGGAGCAGGAGGCAUCAAGAAAGAUGCGUUUGCGGACGCGGUGCAGCGGGCCCGGCAGAUUGCAGCUAAGAUCGGGGGUGAUGCUGGACCUCCAUUAAACAACAACACUGCAUCAGAUGGCUUUCCAUUCACUGCACAGAAACGACAGCUGGAGGAUGCAGACGAACCGGAGAGCAAGAAGCUGGCUGCGCAGAGCGACUUGGAUUCAGCCAAAGCACUGUCUAUUGGUGCCCAGCUAGCUGCCCUUGCACAACAAAGGCCGGCCUCCAGCACAGAGGAGUACAGCGUGCCUGACAGCAUGGUGGGACUCAUUAUCGGCCGUGGAGGUGAACAGAUCAAUAAGAUUCAACAGGAGUCAGGUUGCAAGGUUCAGAUAGCUCCAGUUUGUGUGUGUCCAGACAGUGGAGGCCUUCCAGAGAGGAGCGUCUCUCUCACAGGUUCCCAUGACUCCAUACACUCUUCCCCGGCUAGGAAAGCCAAGAUGCUGUUGGAUGAGAUAGUGUCACGAGGGAGGGGCACACCCCCUUCUUCUUGUCACGAGUCCACCAACGGGCAGGACGGCACUGUGCAUGAGAUGAUGAUCCCAGCUGGCAAGGCUGGCCUUGUCAUUGGCAAGGGAGGAGAGACCAUCAAACAGCUACAGGAGCGUGCAGGGGUGAAGAUGAUCCUGAUCCAGGAUGCCUCUCAGGGACCCAACGUUGACAAGCCCCUGCGCAUUAUCGGAGAUCCCUACAAAGUCCAGCAAGCCCAGGAGAUGGUGCAGGAGAUUCUGAGGGAGAGAGAUCAUGGUGGCUUUAGUGAGAGAAAUGACUUCAGCUCUCGAAUGGGAGGAGGAAUGGAUAUCCCCGUACCGCGACACUCUGUCGGUGUGGUCAUUGGGCGCAGUGGAGAGAUGAUCAAGAAAAUCCAGAACGAUGCUGGAGUUAGGAUACAGUUCAAGCAAGAUGACGGGACUGGUCCAGAUAAGAUUGCCCACAUCAGUGGUCCCCCUGAACGCUGCGAGCACGCUGCCCAGAUCAUUAACGACCUGCUGCAGAGCAUCAGGGUCAGGGAGGAGGGACAGGGGGUUCCUCCAGGUCCUCCGGGCAUGCCUGCGGGCAACAGGGGCCGAGGUGGGGGACAAGGCGGUUGGGGGCCCCCUGGAGGUGAAAUGACCUUCUCCAUUCCUGCACACAAGUGUGGGCUCGUGAUUGGCCGGGGAGGAGAGAAUGUCAAGUCCAUCAACCAGCAGACCGGCGCCUUUGUGGAAAUCUCUCGGCAGCCGCCCCCCAACGGAGACCCCAACUUCAAGCUGUUUAUCAUCCGGGGCUCACCGCAGCAGAUCGACCACGCCAAGCAGCUCAUUGAAGAGAAGAUCGAGGGUCCUCUGUGUCCUGUGGGCCCAGGGCCAGGUGGACCAGGUCCUGCUGGUCCAAUGGGUCCCUACAACCCCAACCCAUACAACCCCGGACCUCCUGGGGCACCUGGACCACCACAUGGUGGUCCUCCAGGUCCUCACCAGUACACUCCUCAGGGCUGGAGCAACACCUAUCAGCAGUGGCAACCCCAGGCACCCCAUGACCCCAGCAAGGCAGCAGCCAAUGACCCCAAUGCAGCCUGGGCGGCCUACUACGCUCAGUACUACCAGCAGCCGUCGGGGGCUGUGCCAGCCCAGUACCCUGCUAACCCAGCUGGAGGUGCCCAAACUUCAGGGGACCAGACUCAGCCCGCACAGACGCCGGGGGGCCAGCCGGACUACACCAAGGCCUGGGAGGAGUACUACAAGAAGAUGGCCCAGACAGGCGGUUCUGUCCCUGGGACAGCAGCUGCAGCCCCAGGAGCAGCAGGGGGAGCAGCAUCCACAACUGGGGGCCAGCCGGACUACAGCGCAGCCUGGGCGGAGUACUACAGGCAGCAGGCUGCAUACUACGGACAGGCCCCUGGACAGCCAGCCACUCCCCAGCAAGGACAGACGCAGUGAGAGGUCAUGGCAGAAGGUCUCUGAUGCCGAGAGAAUCGGGACAUCAGGAUGAAGAUGGCCCUGAACUUAAGGCCAGACUCUAGCCUGUUAAGAUUUUGGUUCUUUUAAUUAUUAUUUCUUGCGAGAGGAAAUGAAACUCUUUCACACCACCUGGAUACUUUUUAAUAAAAAUGUGAACUGAACACGCGUUCUAGUGCUUUGCUGCGGGAGAAGGGGAGGGAGAAGACUGAUAAUCCUGUCACGACAGGUACACGGCUUCUCAAUGCCUCAACAUACAUUUAUAUAUGCCAGUAUGAACAUGGAAUCCUUGAAGUGCUUACUUCAAUGCGGAGGAGUCUCAGUUGCCAAUAAAUCUAUCUCAUCUUCUUUUUAUUAACUUAAGUCUUCUAAAUCCCAUUUUUAAAACAUUUAACCGUCAUGCACCUGUGUGAUAUUAACUGAAUUGCACAGAGCCAUUAAGACUAUAAUCAUAAUGUGUAUCUGGUACUAGUAAUACAUCAAAGAAAUCUAUUUUAAAGCUCAUUUGAUUUUCUCAGUGUUUAGAUUUUUUUUAAUUGUUACAUUUCCCUCUGCUGAGGCUUGCAUGGUGUUUCAAGAUUUUGCUUAUGAAUUUGUUCACUCAGUAUUUUGUGCGAGUGGGCCAUUUUGACAAAUGGAACUGUACAGCGUUGGUUCAUAUAUGUGGGAUGACUAAUAACUGUUGAAAGCUGCUAGAGGUAGAUGAUGAAACACUAAAGCACCUAACAAAGAGCGGGGACGCCCUCCCCUGCAGAAGAGCUUCAGUCGGCCUUCUGCUUGUGACAUGCAAGUCUUGAACUGUGUAAUGACGUGAAAGUAUUCUCCCAAGAGGCAAAGCCAUUAAUUGUUUGAGAUGAAGGUGGGAAUCUAGUUUUGCACCCUGAUAUGUGGUUUGUGUUAAAAUUGUUUAAUUAUGAAGUCUUGGACCUCAUCCUAGAGUUCCUGAAGGUUAAAAGAGUUUCUUUAAAUUGCUCACAGGUUGCAGAGUUUAUUCACCUUACACCAAGUUAUGCAUCUUUGACUUGGCCUUGGAUACAAGUGGCUUUAGAUUAACAGUCCUGCCAUAAAAAUCAGGGUGAGGAUCACUAUAUAGAGCAGUGUGUUUGGUUUAUGAUGCCCCAUUUUAUUUUGUUUAUUUGUUGUACAUCCAUGUGUUAAAAUGUCUGGGGGUUUUUUUUAGAGCUUUUUUUUUGUGUGCUGAAAACACAGCUUACUGAAGAAGGAGAGCUCAAAUAGGAAGGAAAAGAUGCUUUUAUUAAGAUAGGACUGGCUUAGUGUAAACAAUCCUAGUUAUCUCAUAUUGCUUGGAAAACAAGGAAGUGAUUGUCAGACCUCCUUAAAGCUAACACACACUGAUAGGGCGGCAUUCACAGUCACGCAGUGACUUUAAAGUAUAGUGACUUUCGUGAGGAAGUUCUGUCACCCUCUAUAGUUCGUACAGCUGCAGGGUAACAUGUCAUGUAAGGCCACGUUCAAACUCUGCAUAUGAACAUGCUGUGAUUUUGUUUCAUCUCAAGUUUGCAUGUUAUGGCUUUUUACUUUAUAUAUGUUGGUUUUUAUGGAUGCCAAGAAGAAUCUGUUGAUAUUUUCUCUUCCCAAAGCCAUUGUUUGUGUGUAAACUUAGUCUUCCAAUGUGUCCCACUUUAAGAUAUAUUGUAUAUGUACAUAUAUUCAGCAAUAUAAGGCUGUUGGUUUUGACUUACAGAGAUGUAUCAGGUAUGAUUCUUGUAUGAAUGGCAGCUGUUAGCCUGCCUUUGGCAGCAGUGUUGAUAAUUGUUAAUAGAUGACCACCAGCAGCAAUACUCUGAAUUAAAAAGGGGCAUAAGUCAAUUACUUUCAAA